CUGCCAGUAAAGGCGAGAAGCCGGAGGGAGCCGCGCGAGGAAGAUGGCGCCGGCGCGACGCCUCUCGGGGUCCUGGGUGCCUCGGCUGCUCCUCCUCCUCCUGGCCGGGGCUCUGGCGCUGGGGCGCAGCGAGGCGCUGGGCGCGCUCAACCUCCACGAGCUCAGCGAGCUGAAGUACGGCAUUGAAAUCGGCGCCGAGCCCGUGAUGGCCGGGCAGAGCAAGUCAUCUGAUGUGGUGAGUAUCUCAUCCAAAUACAAGCAGAUGUACGAGUGCCGGCUACCUGCUGCCGCAGUGAAGAUCCACCAGGAAAAAGAGGAACACCCACGGAGUUACAGUGGACUUGGAAUCUCAGAACUGCUGAAGCCCAUGGAAGUGGCUCCUUGCCUUACCAAGACCAAGGACUGGUGGACGUACGAGUUCUGCUACGGGAAGCACAUCCAGCAAUACCACAUGGAAGAGUCUGAAAUCAAAGGUGACAUUCUGUACCUGGGGUACUACCAGUCCGCAUUCGACUGGGACAACGAAACUGCCAAGGCUUCCAAGCAGCACAAGCUGAAGCGUUACCACAGCCAGACCUAUGUCAACGGAUCCAAGUGCAACUUGAACGGGAAGCCCCGGGAGGCUGAAGUCAGGUUUCUGUGUGAGGAAGGUUCAGGUGACUACAUUGCCCGUGUGGACGAGCCCCAGUCCUGCUCCUACGUGCUGACCAUCCACACCACCCGCAUCUGCCACCACCCAUUUCUGCGGCCACCGUCCACUGCCACCCCUCAGACCAUCCGCUGUCACCCGGCCCUGAGCCCUGCAGAAUAUGUGGAAUAUGUCAAGGCCCAAGUGUCUGACACAAAGCGCAAAGUGGAGGAGAUCUCUGAAGAGCUGAAGACUCUAGACACACGACUGUGGAACGAGCGAGACCCCAACUCUGCCGUUCAGGAUUCAGAUGGCAAUGUGACCCCAGAGCCUCUUCCAACUGCUUCUCCUCCUGAAAGCGACCCAGGUGAUGACUCUGAUUUCUGGGAGAGAGCGCUGCGGGGAGGUGAGAAGACAGCCCAGAUGCCAGACCAAACAAAGGAGGAAGAGCCAAUCAUGAAGACAGCAGACAGUCACCUAGCAGAUUUCAAGAGAAAAAUCCACUUCAAAGUUAUCAAGAAUCCUGGGGACCUGGUGCAGUUUAUUCGUGACUUGAAGGAGAAUGCCAGGAAGGACAAAGUAAUGGUGAGAGAACCAGAGGAAGCAUCUCAAGAAACUCCACCCAAAAGUGAGCCAUCGUUAGGGACAGAGCACUCUGAAGAAGGGGCCCAGGAGGAUGAGAAAGAUGAGGAAGACCUGCUGGGGAAGUUUGAGAAGGAACUGGAAGACAUCCUGCUGCCUAAGUCAGAAAUGGCCAAGCUGAAGGAGGAGGUAAAAUCUGAGAUGGAAAAGGAGUUUGGUCACAUCAUUAAUGAGGUGGAGGAUGAGUUGGAAACAGAAGGCCUGAAAGGUGAGUUUGAUCGAAAGCAAGCCUCCAAGUCUUUGGCGUCUACCCUCAACAAGCUUAUUGACAAGCUGGAUCCUGGCAAAGACUUGAAUAAAGGAGAUAAGGAGCAGGAGCCACAGCCAGGGGAGGAAGAAGAGGUAGCAGAUGGGGAAGAUACUGCUGAAGAAGACGUAGCCAAACCAGCAACCGAUGGCGACCCAGACGGGCGCGUGAAAGUCAGGGUCACUAAAGUAAAGCCAGGCAGCGCACAGCAGAAGCUGCUGCGAGUCCAAGAGAUGAGCAGGGACAACCCACAGCUGCGCCACAUAGAGAGUGUGGUUAAGGACCUGUUGGAGAAGGAAGGCCUGAAGGCAGAAGGUAAAAUUGAAAUCAAGAUUGUGACCACGGGUGGCCUGGGCGAGGAUGAUGAUACCCAUUGGCUGUCAGAAGAGGACACCAAAAAUCUCAAGGACAUCUUCUUCAAUAUUCUGAUCCAGGGUACGGAAGAAGCUCAUAAAGAGCAGCGGAGGCAGCGACAGCUGGAAGACAACUAUCGUUUUGUGUGGGGGCGCAGGCAGGAUGAAUUACCAGCUGCUGGCAGCGCUGAUUCAGAUGAACUGGAUUUCUGAACCUCAACCAGCAUUGGAACUUGGUCACCUGUGGCUUUCCCCCCUCCAAGACUUCUUGGGCACCGUUUCAGUUGCUCGCCAGGAAGAGCAGCGUGUUUCAAUAGUGACCAGAAUCCCAUUAGAACUGCCUACAAAGUGACUGGCAAGUGUGGGCGGCAUCUCUUGCCCCUACUUCUCUUCAUUGGACCCACUACCGUCUCAUGAGUUUCUCUCUUUCUCUUUCUUUCUCUCCCUCCUUCCCAUCCCCUUCUCUCUCUGUCUCUCUCAAGUACCCUCAGGCAUGUCCCCACCAUAGCCUAAAAGGCUUCCAUAAACUGCCUCACAUGGCCACGGCAGCCUUGGUGCCAAAUCUGUGGUGCCCUCCCAUGCCAUGCUGUUGGUGUCAACCCUCACAGUCUCAUGCCAGCUGUGCUUGGCAACAGGAGCAACAAAAACCAGGCCACCCACUUGACUCAU
Messenger RNA from Podarcis raffonei (Aeolian wall lizard), 2539 nucleotides. RefSeq names its product OS9 endoplasmic reticulum lectin (gene OS9). The record is from RefSeq and is a predicted model, not a curated record. Gene Ontology annotation, biological process: retrograde protein transport, ER to cytosol; endoplasmic reticulum unfolded protein response. NCBI's taxonomy places the organism in Eukaryota, Metazoa, Chordata, Lepidosauria, Squamata, Lacertidae. Gene Ontology annotation, cellular component: endoplasmic reticulum lumen. The transcript has 15 exons. Bases 44 to 2083 code for a protein of 679 amino acids.